CGCCGAGAUUGUUUCAUUCCCACGAGUGACUUGUCUUUGUGCAUUGCUCUAAUUUUGUGGUAUAAAUCUCAUUUUAGUUAUGCACGUUCUCUUCAAGUAAGACUUGGUCAAAAAAUAAAAUAGCUUAUUUUUUUAAUUUAAACGUUGACUCAACUAAUACAUUCAAAAACAUACGUUUAAUACUUAGCAACACCAGCAUUAUUCUAGCUGUAGCUUGAGCUCACAGGAUUAUUACGAAGAUAGGCCAUCGGUUAUCGAUUGCGGUUAAUAAGUUAGUUAUUGUCGUCGAAUUUGAGUGUUGUAUCAAUUGAAAAUGCCGGGAUCAGUUUCUGUUGCGACGAAGAAACGUGAGGCACAUCAGAAAGCGGAGGUGCUGUGUAAAGAGACUAGUCUGACUAGCCACGAAUGCGAGUUGCUGAUCAAAUUCAUGCAGACAAAUUGCAAGCCAGGCACGGACAGGUUGGAUAAAAUGAAGCUGAGAGAUAUCUUGAUCGAGCACUUUGAGUUCACCGAUUCGAUCUUGAUGGACCAGGUGUUCAAGACGUUCGACACUGACUCGGACGGGUUUCUGACUAUAGAUGAGUGGGUGAAGGGGAUGAGUGUUUUUCUGAGGGGAAGUACUGCAGAUCAGUCGCAGUUCUGCUUCAAGACAUACGAUAUGAAACUGGAGGGAUCACUCACAAGGGACGUGAUGUUUACACUGCUGAAGAGUUGUCUGGCGGAUAGGGGAGCUCAGGAGUUGGGUGAGGAUGACCCGGAGGAGGGUGUGAAAGACCUAAUCGAAACAGUUCUCAAGAAAAUGGACAUUGACAAAGAUACGAAAGUUGGCUUUGACGACUACAAAUCCUCUUGUGAGAAGGAGAGAUUGCUGCUAGAGUUCCUGGGAAAAGUACUGCCAGAAAACAGACAAGUGAACAAUUUCUUCAACUAUCUCGAACAUUGCAGGUUCUACGAAUGAAGCAACAAUAAAGAAGACCAAUGAAGCAAUACUGUCUUCAUUAAAUACACUCAUUUUUCGAUAGAGCAGUUUAGUCGUUGAAAUUGAUCCUCAUUGCAGAAAUUAUUUCUCUGACUAAUGUGCUGUCAUUUGUAAACUAUAGUAUGUAAAUUUUGAUUCAAACGUGGGGCAAAGUUAGAACAAUAGAAUGAUCAGUUCGAACUGGUUAAAUUCUCGGUCAAUAUGUAGAGGACUGUCAGUUAGAAGUUGAUUUAACUUUCCCGACAGCAAUUGCAGUUCAACUUUUACAGUUAGGUUUAGGAAAUGGAUAAGUAGGUCAUCAAUUGGCAGCUUCUCUCUGAAACGGCUAUAUCGACUGCCAAUAAUUAUACUGGUAAUCUUACCAACACUACUGCUAUUAAAGGCAGUUUAAUCUAUUUGCUCGUGUCCAUGUACUUUGAACAGAAAAUAAUGCUUAUAAAUCAAAGCAGCGUGUCUAAACCUGUCAUGUUAAGGCUACAUGUCUUUCAAAACAUUUGAAAUUAGAGAUCGUGUUUUCAUGCGUUCUGUUUGUAAAAAUUUAAAAUGGUCAAAUUGACUAUGCUAUGAAAGAUUGACAUAUGCUCCAAAAUUCGCAAGAAAAAUCACUGUCACUUUCACCAUGUUAAAUUGAAGAGCCAAAAAAAAUCAAAUUUACAUGCGUAGAAAACUGAUGACUUUUAUACUGUGUGCUUUUCCAAUUCUAUGCCCCAACCCCAAUCUCGUGCUUUCAUUCCUAAAUUCAAAUAUGAGUCUGAUACGAAUGACACUGCAAUUAAAAUCAUUGUCUGUCGUGAAAUAUUGUGUUUUAAGGCGCACAGAAAAUUCGGCCAAAGACAAUUCAGCCAAUUUGAAAUUCAGACAAUUCAGCCAGAAAUAUACAGGCAUUGGAAUUGGAGUUAUUUCUUGGUUUAAGGUCGCAACACCUCUGUUGGCAAGCUCGCAACACGUUGGCGCGACUGCGGCGGUCACCAUUAUUGGUUGAAUUGUCUUAGGCUGAAUUCUCUGCAUACUUUGAAUUGAAUUUCAAAUCGGCUGAAUUGUCUCGACGCGGUGUUUUAAAUGAAAGAGCGCCUUGAGCCCAGCUGGUUUUUGAAUGUAAAAGGUGAAUUGGUGAGAACACCGUGAUUGAUUUUGAAUUUAAAAAAUAGGUUUCGUUUUCACGAAGAUCACAAAAUUCACCAAACUAAUUGUAUUUCGGGCUCUUUUAGUUUCCUAUCCAACCCAAUUUAUGGUGUGAUGAGUAGUUUUCUGAGGUUAAUUAUGAAUUUGUAGUUUUCUCGCGUGUGUUUACGAAGUGCUGCUUCGCCUCUGUGUUUAGUAAGAUUCAUACUCAUAUAAAGGUCUUGGUGAUUUUUUUUCAGGAAAAAGUCAUUAAAUUUGUUUCACGUUGAAUUUUGAUUUUUAGCGAUUUAACGUCGGAGUUUUUUAAUAUUCAGUCCAUUUCCUUGGUUGAAAGGAAUAAAAAUCCACAACUGAACAGCAAAAAUGUAAAAGCCGCGAAAUUAAAGUCGAAUUUAAUUUUUAGAUAUCCAAGCGGAAUAGAAACUUCCUCUAUUCA
Symsagittifera roscoffensis is the source of this 2537-nucleotide messenger RNA. Its product is annotated as calaxin-like. The coding region runs from base 314 to 958 and encodes 214 amino acids. The transcript has 3 exons. The record is from RefSeq and is a predicted model, not a curated record. Gene Ontology annotation, molecular function: calcium ion binding. Lineage: Eukaryota; Metazoa; Xenacoelomorpha; Acoela; Convolutidae.